Molecule: messenger RNA, 210 nt
Organism: Penicillium daleae
Lineage: Eukaryota; Fungi; Ascomycota; Eurotiomycetes; Eurotiales; Aspergillaceae
Exons: 2
Coding region: 1-210 (69 amino acids)
Source: RefSeq, a predicted model, not a curated record
AUGCCGUCAAGGCAGGGUGAAAUUCAAUACCCUGAGGGUGUGGAUAACUACCUUCUGUACCCACGGCACUGUACUCGCGGUGGAUCCACGACUCAGUCGCCACCAGCCACAUUUGCUGGAAUGGGAGCUGCUUUAGCAGUCCGCGACGCCACCUCGAGAUGCUGGACACGGCGGGCGGUUUCGUGGAAGCUGAGGGGAUUGGCGCUGUGA